This is a messenger RNA of Gallus gallus (chicken), 3782 nucleotides long. RefSeq names its product transmembrane protein 200B (gene TMEM200B). NCBI's taxonomy places the organism in Eukaryota, Metazoa, Chordata, Aves, Galliformes, Phasianidae. The transcript is spliced from 2 exons. Bases 1809 to 3470 code for a protein of 553 amino acids. The record is from RefSeq and is a predicted model, not a curated record.
CAUGGGAUAGGUGCUGCUGUGCUGUGCAGAGGUGCUGUCCCCCCCCUGUCCCAUCCAUUGGGUCAGGGAGCAACGCACAGCCCCAGCUCCUCUCUCCCCUCUCUGCUCACAGGGAGGGCUCUGCAGCCUCAGCGCUCGGUGCCAGAUCCCGCUCCAACAGCUGUAUGUUCUCCAGCAUGAGUCAUCCCACCCUGAGCUCUCAGCCUCUCCAUAACAACAUUCCUUCUCUCUGAUCUAAGAUCCUGGCUGUGAUCAGUCUCUGUCUCCUUCUCCUUCCUCCGGCCACACGGUUCCCGUGCCCAACUGAGGCAGCACAGAGCCAGAAUGCUGUGCCAGGACCACCGGCCCCCAGCACCUGAAAGAAGGUGGACUGCAGUUCCCUUCCCUCUCCUAUACCAAGAGCGAGGUGCCCAACUACCACGAGAUCUACGUUUUUUUUUCCCCUCUCAGACAGUGACACUGAUUUACUUUUCUUAUUGUCUUUUUGCUGUUCCUCCCCAUUUCUGUAGCAGUGCUCCAAGCUCUGGUCCUACUCAUCUCCCACCCCACCCCACACAACUCCUCCCUGAGGUCCUCCUUCUCUAUUCCUGGUGCCCCUUUGCCCCCUCUGCAUUACUUUCUCCUCUUCUCUCCACUCCUCCGGGUGUUAUUGCACUUUGGGUGAGAAGGAGGAGGUGUUGGGACAACGGGAACACCCACCUCCCUGUGUCCUCUGUGCCUCCUUCCCGCAUCCUCAGUCAUGUUUGUGGUGUUAAUGGCACUCGGGGUGUCAGGGGGUGAUCUGGAUUUGGAACACUGCAGCGGAGCAGACUCCAGUGCUCCAUCUGGGAGGGAUGGAGCACAGUGCCUCUCUGCCAGCUCGUGCUCCUGGAGCUGAGCUCUCGUCGCUUCCAGCUCCACUUCCUUGGCUGGCUCCACCUGGCACAGGUACAGCCUGGGGAUGGAAGUCAAAUUUUGCUCAAAAGCAUUAAUUUCUCCUCAAGGAGAGCCCGGAUGUUUUCCGGUGAUAGGAAAGGGCGAACAGGCUGGAAUCCUCCUUGGGAUGCUGCAGUAGCAGGGUGCAGGAUAAGCUCCCCAACUCAGUGGGACGGUUGUGAACUUGUAGCUGCAGCCCCAUCCCAGCCCUCCCUGCUCCAGUUUCCCCAGUGCUGCUUUACCUGAGCCUCACAGUGGGGCUGGGGGGGACAUCACCACCUCUGCAGCACAGCCCAGAGUGGGGGUUCUCUCUCUCUUGUCGUUGGGCCCCUGGCUGAUGUUCCCCUGCAGGACAUGGGUGCACAUCCUGAGAACUCUAAAACCCUUUGCUGGGCAAUGCAAUAAAACCAAGUGGAUGGCGUUUGCAUUUGCUUACAGGCCAUGGGAUGCUGCUGGUGGCUCAAAGACACACAGGGAACUGUGGAGCCGUAUUUUGUGGAGUAAGCAUGGAUCUCAUUUGGUGCUCUUAGAUUUAUCCCAACCGUGGUGAAGAAGGGGAGUGCGAGUUGGGUACGUUUGUAUUAACCCCUGCCGAAUGCAAAUGGCACCGGAGCGGAAUGGAGCUGAAUGUGUGCAGCACUGAUGUGUUGUGUGGUGUUGUGUGAGUGUGUGGGUGACACUGAGUGCGUGGCUUUAAGCAGUGCCUGCUGGGGGAUGGCUGAAAAGUGAACUUAGAGCAGUGCUUUUAUUCCAACAGAUGCACUCUACGACCGUAUGGUUGGAAGGGAGAAAGCAAAGCGUGGAGCAGAGGGUCUCGCUGCUAUAGCCUCAUUCCCAGCGCAGGCUGACCGGGCAGGGCCGGGACUUUGUGCAUCUCGUGGGAUACGAGCAGGAUGAAGGGCUCCUUCCCGGGGCUCGCCGUUCUCUGGCUGCAAUCCUGCGGCCCUGGGGUCAGUGCUGCAGGACGGGGGUCGCGAAACCCCCCCGGUGCCGCAGCGGCGCUGCGCGAAGCGGCAGCAACUUCUCGUUUUCCCCCCGGUCGGGUCGGGGCACGGUCUCUUCUCGCUCUUCCCUCCGCCCUCCUCCUCCUCCUCCUCCUCCUCCUCCCUGGCGAUGCUCCGGGCCCCGCGCUCCGCCUCCCCGCGGGGCCGCGGGCGGAGGGCGGGGAGGGGACCCGGCGCCGGGCGGGACGCGCUGCCGCCCCGAGCCGAGCCGAGCCGCGCCGAAGCGAGCGGAGCCGCGCCGCUCCGCAGCCCCUCCAUGGCCCCGACCCCCAGAGCUCGGCGGCCCGGGAGGAGCGGCCCCGGCGGGAGGCGGCCGCCGGAAGAGCAGCCAAGGCAGCGACGAUGACUGCCGAGAGCACCGAACCCAAUGGCCCCAUGCGGGAGCCGACGGUGGGGGGCACAAAGCCGUCAGCCCCCCCUGCCCCACCGCGGCGCCGAGGCCGUAGGCUACGGCGAAAGUCACUGCCGGAGGUGGCAGUGAAGGGACAGCUUCGCAUGCGCUCACCGUCAGGAGCCUUCGUCAUGGUGGGCAUCUCGGUGGUCUUGGUGGGCAUGACCAUUGCCGUGGUGGGCUACUGGCCCCACCGGGGGCACGGGGGCGCUGGGGCUGGAGCGGGGAACGCCAGCACAGCGGGGGACAUGAGGAGGGAGGUGGUUGCUGGGCGCCCCACGCCCCACAAUGAGAAGCUGAAGCUGAUCGGCCCCGUCAUCAUGGGCAUCGGGCUCUUCAUCUUCAUCUGCGCCAACACCAUGCUCUACGAGAACAGGGACAUGGAGACCCGCAUGCUGAUGCAGAAAGGUCUCUACUGCAUGGCCACGGAUCUCCCCAAGGACAGCAGCCCCAAGGAUGAGGACACCCAACCGGCACCCAAGGCCAGCCCUGAGCGCUUGGAGGGCUGCGACGAGGUGGACCUGUCCUUGGGCAGCAAGUGGGCCGAUGGCUUUGGCCCCAACAGGCUGCAGACCACGGCUGAGCUCAUGCAGUGCCCAGGGGCGUCCCCAGCAGCCUCCCUCCUCAGCCUCCACUCGGAGGCGAACCUCGGGCUCUCCACCACUGUCGGGGCCUUGGCGUUGCCCAUCAUCAAGCUCAACAACCGCUUGCUGGAUGCCGCCUCACGGGGGGCCAGCGGGAUGACGGAGGGAACCCACCCCCCUGCUGAAGUCCCAGCGCCCUCCCGGGCCCUGCUGUCCCCCAGCAGCAGCAGCAGCGUUGCACCUCGGGGCCUGGAGCACCGCAGCGGCCAUGUCGUCGUCAACAUGGAGGAUGGUGGCCCCAUGGUGGAUGUAGGCCCCGACGCUCAGCCCCACAACCCGGGGCACUCCAAGUCCCUGGACCUGGGCCGGCCGGCGGUGCUGCUGGUGGCUCCCAUCAAGGACCGUAAAAACCGGAGUUGGCCCCGGCUUGACCACGUCAACGCGGUGGCUUAUGCCAAACUGGAGAACUGGGGCGAGUCCUUGGACCGGCUACUGGAGACCAACGGGACACCACACCAUGCUGAGCCCCGGCCCAGCUCCUGGGUGGUGGGCAUGGAGGGGGGCUCACGGGUCUGACAGCCCUGGGGUUGAGGGUUUGAAGCGGACUUUUGAUGCUGAGAGGUCCUCGAGCCUCGGGGGCUCCUGGGUUGGGACCUUUGCUCCUCCUCGCCUGCCUCCUCUUCCUCACCACCUGCCCUGGGGAUGCUCUCAGCCUUACAAAGCCCCUCUGCUGGCAGUUUUCCUGGAGGAGCCCUCACCUGUAGACCCAACGUGGACCAUGGCAUGGGGUCGGGGUGAGCAAAGCACAGAUGGGUCCCCUUGCCCAACCCGAAGGGAAAUUUGCUUGAGCAGAGCCUGACAGGGCCAUUAAACGUUACCUUGAUGCCA